AACGGUCUCCUCCUCCUCGCGCCUCCUCAUUUAUCAGCGGCCGCCGCCGUCGCCGUCACUUCAACUGCUGAAGCCGCUGAGCCGCGAGCACGGACAAUGUCUGCCGGAGACGUGUGUCAGGAGACGGCGAAGCUGUCAUUAGGUGAAUUAUAUUCCUCUGAUCGUAAAGGAGAUGAUGAAAUUGGAACAGGAACAAAAGAAAAACCAUUUAAAACAGCCCUCAGGGCCUUACAAACAGUAAAGAAGGAACCAUUUCCAACUAUUUAUGUUGAUUCCCAAAAAGAAAAUGAGCGCUGGGAAAUUAUAUCAAAAUCACAAAUGAAAAGUAUUAAAAAGCUUUGGCACCGUGAUCAAAUAAAGACUGCAGAAAAAUGUACAAAAGAGCAAGAAGAUGCAUUGCGUCGGGAGAUGAAUCUGGAAGAGGCCAAAAAGAUAGUUAUUACACUGGACCCUAGUCUUGCAGAGCCAUGUCAGAUAAAAAUCAGAGACACAAAAGCAAGUCGAGGAAAGCGAGUGAAAGUCUUUGGCUGGGUGCACAGGUUACGUAAACAAGGAAAGAACUUAAUGUUCGUUGUUUUACGUGAUGGCACGGGAUUUCUGCAAUGUAUCCUCAGUGAUGACCUGUGUCAAUGCUACAAUGGAUUACUCCUAUCAACAGAGAGCUCCAUUGCAGUUUAUGGAAACCUGCAAGUUGUGCCGGAGGGCAAAAUGGCUCCCGAAGGGCAUGAAUUGAUUUGUGAUUACUGGGAACUGAUUGGUUUGGCUCCAGCUGGAGGUGCAGAUAACCUGCUUAAUGAAGAAUCUGACGUUGAUGUCCAGCUCAACAACCGUCACAUGAUGCUACGUGGCGAAAACAUGACCAAGAUCUUCAAAGUGCGCUCUGCUCUGGUGCAGUGCUUUAGGGACCACUUCUUUGACAAUAGCUACUAUGAAAUCACUCCGCCCACAUUGGUCCAGACACAGGUUGAGGGAGGAUCAACACUAUUCAAGCUGAACUAUUUUGGUGAAGAGGCCUUCUUGACCCAGUCUUCUCAGUUAUACCUGGAGACCUGUAUCCCUUGCCUUGGGGAUGUUUUCUGCGUGGCACAGUCCUACCGUGCGGAGCAGUCCCGGACUCGCAGACACCUGGCAGAAUACACUCAUGUUGAGGCAGAAUGUCCAUUCAUUACUUUUGAGGAGCUUCUCGACCGUUUGGAAAACCUUGUUUGUGAUGUGGUUGACCGCAUCCUCAAGUCACCUUCUGGUGAGCUUGUGCGUGAACUGCACCCGGAAUUCCAGCCUCCUCAGCGUCCUUUCAAAAGAAUGAACUACAGUGAGGCCAUCACAUGGCUGAAAGAACAUGAUAUUAAGAAAGAUGAUGGAACUUUCUAUGAAUUUGGAGAGGAUAUCCCAGAGGCUCCAGAGAGAUUGAUGACUGAUGCAAUCAAUGAGCCAAUACUCCUAUGUCGUUUUCCUGCAGAGAUCAAAUCCUUCUACAUGCAUCGCUGCACGGAGGAUCGCCGGCUUACUGAAUCGGUGGACGUGCUGAUGCCCAAUGUUGGUGAGAUUGUGGGAGGAUCAAUGCGUAUCUGGGACAUCAAGGAGCUCUUGGCUGGCUUUGACCGUGAAGGCAUUGAUCCUACUCCAUACUACUGGUACACUGACCAAUGUAAAUAUGGCAGUUGUCCACAUGGCGGAUAUGGCUUGGGACUGGAACGUUUCUUAACAUGGCUGCUGAACAGAUACCAUAUUCGGGAUGUAACUUUGUACCCACGUUUUGUUCAACGUUGCAAACCAUAAUGUCUGCUUGCUUGAGCACUGCAAAAUAAAUGUCAUGUUCUCUAUCACUUGCAUAAAAUAAAGCAUUUGGAAAUUCUCAAGAGAUCAUAUGACCACACAAUUUCAGUGAUGAUUUUUGUCAGCUAUAUCUCUGCUUCUGCUUAUCUAUACUUCAAGAAUUCUUUAAGCUACUGGAAAGUAACUUGUCAUCAUCGGGCCUCCUUGUCUUGAUAUGUACAGGUGAUUGUAAUUUUCGGAAUAGCUUUGGUGUUACAUUUGACCUCAACAAUAAAUUAGUCUGAAGGAUA
Messenger RNA from Amblyraja radiata (thorny skate), 2066 nucleotides. It is a transcript of the gene nars1, whose product is annotated as asparaginyl-tRNA synthetase 1. Gene Ontology annotation, biological process: asparaginyl-tRNA aminoacylation. The record is from RefSeq and is a predicted model, not a curated record. Gene Ontology annotation, cellular component: cytoplasm. The coding region runs from base 97 to 1779 and encodes 560 amino acids. Lineage: Eukaryota; Metazoa; Chordata; Chondrichthyes; Rajiformes; Rajidae. Gene Ontology annotation, molecular function: nucleic acid binding; asparagine-tRNA ligase activity; ATP binding. The transcript is spliced from 15 exons.